Corticium candelabrum is the source of this 3363-nucleotide messenger RNA. Its product is annotated as sarcoplasmic/endoplasmic reticulum calcium ATPase 1-like. The record is from RefSeq and is a predicted model, not a curated record. Gene Ontology annotation, molecular function: ATP hydrolysis activity; ATP binding; P-type calcium transporter activity. The transcript is spliced from 29 exons. Lineage: Eukaryota; Metazoa; Porifera; Homoscleromorpha; Homosclerophorida; Plakinidae. The coding region runs from base 79 to 3081 and encodes 1000 amino acids. Gene Ontology annotation, cellular component: membrane. Gene Ontology annotation, biological process: intracellular calcium ion homeostasis; calcium ion transmembrane transport.
AUGACUCAAGCUGCAUGGUGUGAAACUCGAGUUCUUUCAAGCAAACAGAGAUCAGAAAGGCGAACGUCUCGGUGAAAGAUGGAGCUGGCGUGGACGAAGUUGUGCGACGCUGUCGUCAAAGAGCUCGACGUGUCGACGAGCGACGGCCUAACGGACGAGGAAGUGGAGAAGAGACGAGCACGACACGGAUGGAACGAGUUACCAGCAGACGAAGGCAAGCUGCUCUGGCAGCUCAUUCUCGACCAAUUCGACGAUCUGCUGGUCCGGAUAUUACUCCUAGCGGCGAUGAUCUCGUUUGCUCUGGCGUGGUUCGAAGAGGGCGAAGGCCAGACGACGGCGUUUGUCGAGCCAUUCGUUAUUCUCUUGAUUCUCAUCGCGAACGCGAUCGUAGGAGUUUGGCAGGAGCGAAAUGCCGAGAAUGCGAUCGAGGCGCUGAAAGAGUACGAGCCGGAGAUGGCGAAGGCGGUGAGACAGGGAAAGAAAGGCGUGCAGCAGAUCAAGGCGAAGGAAUUAGUGCCCGGAGACAUCGUCGAGGUGGCAGUUGGUGACAAAGUGCCCGCUGACAUUCGACUAUUGGAGAUCAAGUCGACGACGUUAAGAGUUGACCAGUCUAUUCUAACAGGAGAAAGUGUCAGCGUAAUUAAACACACUGAUGCAGUUCCCGAUGCUCAAGCUGUCAACCAAGACAAGCAGAAUAUGUUGUUUUCAGGCACAAAUAUAGCAUCUGGGAAGGCAGUAGGAGUUGUCACAGGAACAGGCGUUCGGACGGAAAUUGGGAAGAUUAGAGAUCAAAUGGUCAACACAGACAAUGAAAAAACGCCUCUUCAACAAAAACUAGAUGAGUUUGGAGAGCAGCUGUCAAAGGUUAUCAUGGUAAUAUGCAUUCUUGUAUGGCUAAUCAACAUCAACCACUUUGCAGAUCCCUCUCACGGUGGUUCAUGGAUAAAAGGUGCUGUAUAUUACUUCAAGAUUGCUGUAGCUCUUGCUGUUGCUGCUAUUCCGGAAGGUUUGCCUGCCGUUAUUACUACCUGCCUUGCUCUUGGUACACGGCGUAUGGCCAAGAAGAAUGCCAUUGUGAGGAGUUUGCCGUCUGUGGAGACUCUCGGUUGUACAACUGUCAUCUGCUCUGACAAAACAGGAACACUGACUACAAACAAAAUGUCUGUCAGCAAGUUUUUUAGUGUAAGUGAGGUUGUUGAUAACAAGCCCACAUUUUUGGAGUUGUGUGCUACUGGAUCUACAUAUGAACCACUGGGUGACAUAAUGAAGGAUGGCAAAGUCGUCGACUUGUGUCAGUAUCGUGACAAACUAACAGAGCUUGCAAUGAUAUGUGCUAUGUGUAAUGACUCCAGCUUAGAUUACAAUCAGGCUCGUGGAUCGUUUGAGAAAGUUGGGGAAGCAACCGAAGCCGCUCUUAUUACACUUGUGGAAAAGCUAAAUCUCACCGGUGUAGACAAAUCAGCAUUAUCCAAAAUGCAGCUAUGUAAUGCAUGUAGUGAGGAUGUGGCGAAGGGUGUGACAAAGUCUUUUACACUGGAGUUUUCUCGUGAUCGAAAGUCAAUGAGUGUGUAUGUGGAAUCAACAGAUAGCUCAAGAGCUGGACCUAAGAUGUUUGUCAAGGGAGCACCGGAAAGCAUUCUUGACAGAUGUUCGUUUGUUCGAGUCAGUGGCACUCGGAAGGUGCCUAUCACGGACCAGUUGAAAGAAAAGAUCAUGGAGCUUGUAAAACGCUACGGCACUGGUUCUGAAACUCUUCGUUGCUUGGCUCUGGCUACUGUGGACGAACCUGUCAGUAAGUCUGACAUGGACCUCACAAAAUCAGAUAAAUUUAUGGAGUAUGAGUGUGGGAUGACAUUUGUCGGCCUUGUUGGCAUGCUGGAUCCACCACGUGAAGAGGUAAAGGAUGCGAUAGUGAGAUGCAAGAGAGCAGGAAUUAGAGUAAUCGUUAUCACUGGAGAUAACAAGGCUACAGCUGAAGCAAUCUGUCGGAGGAUUGGCAUAUUUCAAGAGAGUGAAGAUGUCACUGGACUGUCGUAUUCUGGCAAAGAAUUUGAUGCUUUGAGUAAAGACGAACAACGAGAGGCGUGUAAAAGUGCAAGGCUAUUUUCUCGAGUGGACCCAGCACACAAGAGUAGAAUUGUGGAGUACUUACAAGAGCAAGGGCACAUCUCGGCUAUGACUGGUGACGGAGUGAACGAUGCUCCUGCUUUAAAGAAAGCUGAGAUUGGUGUAGCAAUGGGAUCAGGAACUGCUGUAGCCAAGACUGCAUCCAAGAUGGUGUUGGCUGAUGACAACUUUUCAACUAUCGUUGCUGCUGUAGAAGAGGGCAGAGCUAUUUAUAAUAAUACUAAACAGUUUAUUCGAUAUUUAAUAUCUUCAAACAUUGGAGAAGUGGCUUGUAUUUUUCUAACAGCUGCUCUUGGCAUGCCAGAGUGUCUCAUUCCUGUACAGUUACUGUGGGUAAAUUUGGUCACAGAUGGUCUUCCCGCUACUGCACUUGGUUUCAACCCUCCUGACCUUGACGUCAUGGACAAACCUCCACGUAGUGCCAAGACCUCUCUUAUCAGUGGAUGGCUGCUGUUUAGAUAUCUUGCCAUAGGAAUAUACGUUGGUAUUGCUACUGUUGGUGCUGCGGCAUGGUGGUUUCUGUUUUAUGCCGACGGACCUCAAGUCUCAUUCUAUCAGUUGAUACACCACAUGCAGUGUAAAACAGACGCAGCCGCUUUUGGCAACAUUGAGUGUAGCAUUUUCGACAAUGCUUACCCAAUGACCAUGGCUUUGUCAGUUUUGGUCACGAUCGAAAUGCUCAACGCUCUAAACAGUUUAAGUGAGAAUCAGAGUUUGCUGGUGAUGCCACCGUGGCGUAACAUGUGGUUGUUGUACGCCAUUGUUCUCUCGUUCUUUCUGCACUGUGUCAUUCUCUACACUCCAUUCAUGGCUAGUGUAUUUCAAGUAGCACCGUUGAACUUGGAGCAGUGGAUGGCCGUUUUCAAGUUCUCUAUUCCAGUCAUACUCCUGGAUGAGUUUCUAAAGUUUUGCUCUCGGCAAUCAUCAAGUCAAGUUAAAUCGAAAGAAGAUUGAUGACAUCCAUCCUAGUAGGAGUUUAAAACACACGCCAUCAUCUUCAAUGACUAUUGAUGUAUUCGAUAGAUGUAGGCAGUGAUGAUAGUCUCAGGUUAUGGGUGUGGGAGGUAGCUCAUUGAAUACUGUGGUCACUAAGUGUGAGAAGGCACGGAUAUUAUUUGUAUGUUAGAGUAUACGUACAUUGAGGACAUGCAGCAUUGGCCACUGUGCUUUGUACAUGUACAUUAUUGUAUGCUCGGUGCAUGUCUCUUAUUAGUAGUACAGUACGUAAUGUCUUGA